Molecule: messenger RNA, 1736 nt
Organism: Indicator indicator
Lineage: Eukaryota; Metazoa; Chordata; Aves; Piciformes; Indicatoridae
Gene: ZC3HC1
Product: zinc finger C3HC-type containing 1
Exons: 10
Coding region: 1-1467 (488 amino acids)
Cellular component (GO): nucleus
Molecular function (GO): zinc ion binding
Source: RefSeq, a predicted model, not a curated record
AUGGCGGCGCCCAGCGCCAGGGGGGCCGGGGGGGGCCGGGGAAAGCCUCCCGCCGUCACCCCCCAGCAGAUCCGCGACCUCAUCGACGGCGGCAUCGCCCCCGAAGGAGCUGGCCCUGAUGGGAAGGACACAUCCAACUGGUCAGAGUCAGCUAAUGGAGCUUCUCGAAUGGAUGCUUUUGCCUUGGAGUCUGCCAGCAAGGAGGCCUAUUUCAGCAGGGUAGAAACAUUCACCCCUCUGAAGUGGGCAGGCAAACCCCACGAGCUGUCUCCCCUGGUUUGUGCCAAGUAUGGCUGGAUCAACGUGGAGUGUGACAUGCUGAAGUGCUCCAGCUGCCAGGCCUUCCUCUGCAUGAGCCUGCAGCUCGCCUUUGACGUCAACAAAUAUAAGGAGCGCUGCCUGGAGCUGAAGAAGGCCUUGUGCACUGCUCAUGAGAAGUUCUGCUUCUGGCCGGACAGCCCCUGCCCAGAUCGUUUUGCCAUGGUGCUGGUGGAUGAACCCAGAGCCCUUCUCCAGGACUUCCUGGACCGCUUUCAGAGCCUGUGUCAGCUGGAGCUGCAGCUGCCCUCCCUCAGACCAGAAGACAUGAAAAACAUGGCCUUGACAGAGGAGAGGAUCACUCUGCUCCUCCAGUUAAUUGGGGAGGAACUAAAGCACAAAAGAGAGGAAGAGAAACCACCCAUCAAGUCUGCCACAGAUAUCCUGCAAGUGCAUGUUCCUGCCUGUAUCCUGGCUCUGUGUGGCUGGACUUGCAGUGCUCCAUCUGGGUCCCUGCACCUCUCAGUCAUCACCUGCUCCCGCUGCAUGAGGAAGGUGGGACUUUGGGGCUUCCACCAGCUGGAAUCUGCAGGGCAGGAGCUGGACUCCUGUAGCCCAAGCAACACAUCACCAACUUCCACCGAGCGCUUCCUGCUCCUGCCCACAUCUCCAAGGAGAAUGCUCACACGGAGCCAAGAUGUGCUUCCUCCAGGCUCUGAGCAGCAUGAGAAGAGCCCAUCCCCAGCAACCUCUCGCCCACGGGGUUGGGAUUCUCCCAUCCCCACGGACCGGAGUGAGGCGGAGGUGGCCAGCCCCGCCCUGAGGAGCCGCCCCAUCACCCGCAGCAUGGGGCAGGGGGAGAACGUGGAGGUGCCCUCCAGUCCUCUGCGCAAGGCCAAGCGGGCACGGCUCUGCUCUUCCAGCAGCUCGGACUCCUCUUUGAGGAGCUUCUUCAACCCUAGCUCUCAACAUCGUGACUGGUGUCCUUGGGUCAACACAGUGGAAGGAGGCGAAGUCCUGGAGGAUGCAUCAAACCAGAUGGAGAAGGAGCUUGAGAAGGCAGAACCAGGCUGGAGAGUAGUGCUGAACACCCUCCUUGCCACCAGAAAGUGUGACAAAGUGCCCGAGACGGAGCCUGUGAGCCUCUCGGUGAAGUCCUGCAAGGUGUUCCGCAUUUUCCGGCAGUGGGAGAGCAUGAAUUCCUCCUGACCAGGCUGCUGCCUCCAGGAACUGCUGCCUGGCUUGUGGCAUGGGGCAUCCUGCUGGUCUGGUAGAGAUCUGUUUCUUCUGCAGCAGCUCCAUGCCCUGGGAAGGGGAUGCUGAGGAGGUUCUAUACCCCCUGCCCCCCAGCAGCUGCUGGGACCUCCCUUUUUCCUCAUCUGCCUUCCUUCAACCCCCUGCCUUCAUAAAUUGCUGCUCUAGCCCUUGGCCCUGUCCUGGAGCUGAGAUGUGCUGCUGGUGCACAGGGCCAGUGAGGA